Messenger RNA from Lonchura striata (white-rumped munia), 418 nucleotides. The record is from RefSeq and is a predicted model, not a curated record. Lineage: Eukaryota; Metazoa; Chordata; Aves; Passeriformes; Estrildidae.
AUGUCUGGUCGGGGCAAGGACAGCAAGGGGCUCGGCAAAGGCGGCGCUAAGCGCCACCACAAGGUGCUGCGCGACAACAUCCAGGGCAUCACCAAGCCGGCCAUCCGCCGUCUGGCUCAGCGCGGCGGCGUCAAGCGCAUCUCGGGGUUCAUCUACGAGGAGACGCGCGGUGUGCUUAAAGUCUUCCUAGAAAACGUAAUCCAUGACGCCGUCACCUACACGGGGCACGCCAAGAGGAAGACGGUCACGGCCAUGAACGUGAUCUACGCCCUUAAGCGCUAGGGUCGCACUCUCUACAGCUUCGGCAGCUAAAGCCUUGCAUUCUUACUUUUAUAUUGUAUAUCAAAAACAAUUUUAUAUAUUUUAUAUUAAGUAAUCCUGUAAUCGUAAUUAAUUUAUAUUUUGCUGAUAGUUUUCA